This is a messenger RNA of Lymnaea stagnalis (great pond snail), 3078 nucleotides long. NCBI's taxonomy places the organism in Eukaryota, Metazoa, Mollusca, Gastropoda, Lymnaeidae. The record is from the annotation of a GenBank genome assembly.
UUUUUUUUUUUUUGGACAGCCUAUUUUAUGUCAAUAGAUCAAUGAAUAUCUUCGUAUAGAGUUUUCAUUAGAGUUUGUUCUUUUCUUUUGUUUUCUUUGUUGAUUAGGCAGAGAUUGCACUGUUUUGGAGAAAGUUUUCAGAUAUUUCGCUGCUGUUUUAAGUGUCGUAUUUUAUCAUUGCAUACGAGUUAUGGAGUUUCUAUGCAGCUUAUUUCGACUAAAGUUUUACUUAUACAGUAAGUUGAAAUAACUUCAGACUAUGCCAGCAAAGUUUAUUAGCUAUCAAAUAACUUCAAACUAUGUUAGUAAAGUCUAUUAGCUAGCAAAUAACUUCAAACUAUGUUAGUAAACUCUUUUAGCUAGCAAAUAACUUCACACUAUAACAGAUAAGUCUAUAAGAUAUCAAAUAACUUCAAACUAUGUCAGAUAAGUCUAUAAGAUAUCAAAUAACUCCAAACUAAGUUUGAUAAGUCUAUAAGAUAUCAAAUAACUUCAAACUAUGUCAGAUAAGUCUUUAAGAUGGCUAAUAGCUUCAGACUAUGUCAGAUAAGUCUAUAAGUUAUCGAAUCUUUAGCUAAAACAUUUACAAACAACCAAAAAACCAUAUACUAUAAAGUGUACGGGUAUGUUUAUUGACUUCAAAUGUCCUAGGGUAUGAAGUACACUAUUUGUAUAAGACAUUGUCACAGUCAACUAUUGGUUUACUUCUGAUUAUAUAACACGUGUGGGUGUCUGUUUUUAUAGUGACUUUUUUUGUGGAGACAAAAAAUCUUUUGAUUCUCCUGAUUAAACAAACCAACAAUAAUUCAUAUUGUUUAAAUAUUCUGUUUCAGUUCUAGAUCUAUGUCACGGCUCCAGCCCGACUGACUUCAAUCUGGUAAACUUUCCAAGAAACGGUGCGCUCAGAGUUGGUGCUCCCUGGCGGGAACGCUGCGUGACGUCAUGUCUCGUGACGUGUCAGCUCAAGGACGCAGGAUGCCGCAGCGCAAUGUAUGAUCCUGAAAAGAAGAUGUGUAUACCAGGUAGUUGCCAUUAUUGCUGACCCGUACAUUUGUCGUCCAGCGCUGGCUUUCGAUUCAUUAUAGUGAAGUUUUUUUUUUUAAAGUUGAACAGGAAAAUCCAAAACAAAUUGGGACGUUUAUCUUAACUUUUUGCUUUCUUUAACAAUAAAUAUGUAUUAUAAGUUUUAUUUUGGUUUAAAUUUUGGUAAUCUUCUGUUGUUUUAAAGAACGUUUAUAAGAAAAACAACAACAAAAAAAACAACGACUCACUUAAAACUUUAUUGGUCUCGUCUAAGAUCUUAAAAGUACUCAGAGCUAUUUCAGAGAACCUCCAAGCAGCUAUAAAGAAGCAGGGCAAUUCUUGUAAUAUUAUUAAGCAAAUUGUAAUAAAAUAUUUAAAUAAAAAAUGUAUGCCAUUUAAUCCAUUACAUCGAAAAUGCUGAUUUUUUUUUGGGCCAUUUUUAUCAAGGGUCUCAAGUCUCCUACGGUAACAAUGAGGUUACUCCUUCAUUUACGACUUUAUUGUAUGUUCAAGGAGAAUGUAAUCCCAAUGAGGGAUUUUUUCUCUAUCCUCACAAUUCCUUUGUGACCUGCCUGUUCCUAUCAGCUGAGAAGAUUAAUUACGUAGAUGCUAGAGAGAAGUGUCGCUGUGAGUGCAUUUCUAUUUCCAAUCUAAGUCUUAUUUUUCUUACUACGAAGCGAAUUUUUUUAAGAGUGGCCAAUAACUUUUCUUGACAUUUAUUGACAACUACUAAAAUAUUUCUAAUAAAAUACCCAAACAAAUUUCCUUUACACUCCUUUUCUUAUAAAUGUCUUGACAGUAAAAGGGUCGCACCUCUACACCGCAAAAAGUCAGGUCAAGUUGGACUUAUUUAUCCAUCUCGUUCUAAAUGUAUUUCGCGGACCCACCUGGAUAGGACUUACAGACCUCGACCACGAAGGGACGUUUGUAUGGGAAGAUGGAGAAAUGUUGAACAGAUCAAUGAAGGUUUGGGCAAAAAGUACGUGACUUUUGAUUGGUGUGAGCAUUCAGACAUUUUUAAAGUAAAAAAUAACAUAGGUUUUGGACUAUAUAUAUAUAUUAUGUGACCACAUUCUGUCAACGUGGCCGCUCGAGUAGGUAACAAUGUGAACGAAAGCACGCCUUAUAAGAAAAAUAAAUACAGAGCAACGACCACAAAUGAUAUCAAAGAUGUAAACAACGACCUGUUAAACUGAACCCCAUUACUGGGUACUGUCUGGUCAAUGUUCAAAAGUUUAUAUACACAGAGUGCGUGCCUUAACCAUUGAGGAAGCCAAUAAAUUUACGCACCUUUACUAACUAUAUCGCUACAUAACAAACAUAAUGUGGUUCGUUUUAUCUAUUCUGAGACCUACACUUUGGAUUUGAAGACCCUUAUCAACUUUAAUUAACUUGACGAAAUUGCAAAGAUAUAUUUUUUCAUGAAAAAGAUUAUAUUUAUUUUUAGAUUAUUAUAAUUUUUUUUUACAAGGAUUCAAGCAUUUCUCGACACUAACUUUUUGUAUUGUGCUCUAACGCCUCGACAGAUCAGCCAGACAAUUGGGACAUUGAAAACUGUGCCGGUACCAACUACUACGUCAACUAUAGCGCAUUGAACGACCUGCCAUGCUCGGAUCAAUAUUCCUACAUCUGUGAACCUUACAGCUGGCUUUAAUGUUGACAAGAAUAUAAACUUAGGAUGAGAAUCUUUUUUGUUUUGUUUUUACCCCAUUCACUAUCAACGUGUGCCACAAUUUAAGCUUUAGUCUACAUUUCAGCUUCUUGGUUUGUUCAAAUGGGUAUUUAAAAAAAAAGGCCAACCAUUUUUCUUCACCUGCACGGCUUUGAUCAUGAUGAAAUGGAAGCUGUGUUCUGUUUGAUAGAAUUACUGUUUUAAGCUAUUAAAAAAAUUAGAAUUCUAUUUUCCAGGCGUUUUCUUUUAAAGAUAGUUUGAACAAGGUGAUUAUAUAAGAGAAAAUAUGGACACAAAGAGAGUGUAUAAAAGAAAAUAUGGACACAAAGAUAGUACAUAAGAGAAAAUAUGGACAGAAAGAGAGCAUAUAAGAGAAAAUAUGG